Molecule: messenger RNA, 1086 nt
Organism: Aedes albopictus (Asian tiger mosquito)
Lineage: Eukaryota; Metazoa; Arthropoda; Insecta; Diptera; Culicidae
Product: 3-phosphoinositide-dependent protein kinase 1
Exons: 2
Coding region: 1-1086 (361 amino acids)
Biological process (GO): intracellular signal transduction; peptidyl-serine phosphorylation
Molecular function (GO): protein serine/threonine kinase activity; ATP binding
Source: RefSeq, a predicted model, not a curated record
AUGAGCGAUUCCACAGACGAACCCAGUCAACCGUCGUCGAGUGAAAACCAUCCUCGGAAAAUCAAACGGUGCCCGGCCGACUUCAUAUUUGGGAAGCAGAUCGGCGAAGGCAGUUUCAGCGUCGUUUACCUUGCCAAAGAUAUCCACACCCACAAGGAAUGGGCAGUGAAAGUUUGCGAAAAGCGGCAGAUCAUCCGCGAACGGAAGCAAGAAUACGUGAAACGCGAACGGGAAGCCCUCAACCGGAUGAGCGGAGUACCGGGAUUUCUGAAGCUGUUCUGUACUUUUCAGGAUCCUACGAAGUUGUUCUUUGUAGUGACGUACGCCAAAAACGGGACAUUGUUGGGUCUGAUGGAAACAAAGCAAAAGCUGGAUUUGGCUUCGGUUAGGUUCUACGCUGCUCAAAUUGUGCUAGCAAUUGAAGAAAUGCAUGCAAAGAAUAUCAUUCACCGAGACCUAAAACCGGAAAAUAUCCUAUUAGAUGACGAAUUCCACGUUAUGAUAGCAGAUUUCGGAUCGUCGAGAAUUGGUGAUGCGCAGGUGCCCCAAGCGGAUCCCGAUGGACAAACUGGGCGACCACGUAGUGGAAGCUUCGUGGGAACGGCGCAAUACGUAUCUCCGGAAAUCCUGCGUGGAAGAGGUUCCAGCGAAGCAUCGGAUUUGUGGUCGUUUGCAUGUAUUCUGUAUCAGAUGAUAGCCGGCUUUCCGCCAUUUCAAGGGGCGAAUGACUAUUUGAUAUUCCAGAAAAUCAACAAUUUGGAGCUAACAUUUCCGGAGAAUUUUAGCCCGGAUGCCGAGGAUUUGGUUCGGAAGUUGUUGGUACAGCAACCGCGAGAAAGAUUAGGCAUGAAAGAUCAGACGCGAUACGAGAGCAUACGGAAGCAUCACUUUUUCGAGGAUGUAAAUUUCUCCACGAUCCGUUCGACUAGCGCUCCCGUUUCGUUGGCACAUUCAGCGGCGGCAGAUGACAGGAGUUUUUCGGCGGAUGUCAAACCAGGCUUGGAUGCCGAGCAAAUAGCCAGACUGCUAGGGCAAGAUUGGUUUGGAAUGGGAGCUACAGCAGGAAGCAGUUCGAAAUUUCCCUAA